AUGGGGAAAACGUGUGUCGCUUACGGCUGUAGUAAUGUAAACAAGGAUGGCGUUUCAUUACACAGCUUCCCAAAUCCUACAACUGAAAAAGAGCGAUUUGACGAGUGGAACAGACAAGUGAAACGGACGCGUCUUCAUUGGACCGGCCCUCCGCUUCCCUAUCUGUCUGCUGCGUGGAGAUCCUGUGUUGUCUGCUCUGAGCACUUCACGUUGGACUCGUUUGAACACAUUAAUUCGGUGGCAGCGUCUUUGGGGUACAAGACACGGGCUACAUUAAAACCUGAUGCCAUCCCAACAGUCUUCAAACGAAAGAAGCCGAGCGAGGCUUCCCCGACUCCCGCAAGGACGGACAGACGCACACUUCUGACCCACAAGCUCGAACACCGGAGGAUGAUAAAUUCUCUCCUUAUUCCUGCCAUGGACCCUGUGCAUCCAUCAACAUCAGCGGGCUCCUCGAAUGAAGAUGAUGGCAUUGGCACCUUUACACCUUCACUUCAAGAUCAAUCCACACAAACCACAUUCAGAAACAAGUCAACGUACAGGAGCAAAGGAGUUUCAGUUCGACCCCGCCAGCGUUCCGUUUCCAUACAGUGUACUCUACCAUCCAAGAAGGCAUGUAGCUCGGAUUAUCCAAUUCAUAUUUUUGAAGUCCAUGAUGAGGAUGAGGAUUUCACCAUAGAGGAAGCUGAUGACCCUGAUUACAUCGCAGAUGAGCAGGACAUUAUUGAAGAGUCAGAAAGGAUUGAAUCAUGGCAGCCGGGAGAAAAAUUUUACUUGGUUUCAGAGAGCAGCCUUUUUGGGGACGGAAGAGCAGACAGUCCAGGGCACUCGGCAAAGUAUGGUACAUACACAGUAAUGGAGAGGAAAAGCAAAACAAUAAUUGCUUCCCAGCUUGUACAGUCAAAUGAAGUCACCUCAAGCGUAGCUAUGGAGAAAGAAGGUUUACUCCGAGCAUUAGAUCAGCUCAACAGAAAUGACGUUGUCAUCAAGGAGUUGGUUACAGAUAGGCAUCUAUCAAUUCGCAAAAUGAUGAGAGAAACAAAGCCUGAUAUAAAGCACAGUGUCGACGUCUGGCAUCUUGACAAAGGUUUAGGAAAGAAGCUUCUUGCAGUCAGUAAAGAGAGAGACUGUGGUCUUGUCAGUGAAUGGAAACAGUCCAUCUCAAAGCACAUCUAUUGUCCUGUGGGGUCCUGUGGGGUCCGGUUCUUUGGGGUCCGGUUCUGUGGGGUCCUGUCCUAUGGGGUCCGGUUCUGUGGGGUCCGGUUUUGUGGGGUCCUGUCCUAUGGGGUACGGUUCUGUGGGGUCCUGUCCUGUGGGGUCCGGGCCUGUCCAGUGGGGUCCGGGCCUGUCCAGUGGGGUCCGGUCCUGUGGGGUCCUGUCCUGUGGGGUCCUAUCCUGUGGGGUCCAGUCCCAUGGAGUCCGGUCCUGUGGGGUCCUGUCCUGUGGGGUCCUGUCUUGUGGGGUCCUGUCCAGUGGGGUCCUGUGGGGUCCAGUCCUGUGGGGUUCAGUGCUGUGGGGUCCUGUCCUGUGGGGUCCAGUCCUGUGGGGUUCAGUGCUGUGGGGUCCUGUCCUGUGGGGUCCAGUCCUGUGGGGUUCAGUGCUGUGGGGUCCUGUCCUGUGGGGUCCUAUCCUGUUGGGUCCAGUCCUGUGGGGUCCGGUCAUGAGCACGUACCUGUCCUGUGUGGUCUUACAGGUGUGGCGCCCCAGCCAUCCGUCACACACAGUGUGUAUGCUGAACAUGGGGGUCAGGACCCCCUCCAGGGCUCCCCCUUGGCCCCUCUCUGUCAGGACCCCCUCCAGCCCCCCCCCUCGGCCCCCCUCUGUCAGGACCCCCUCCAGCCCCCCCCGUCUGCCCCCUUCUGUCCUCUGUGA
This is a messenger RNA of Knipowitschia caucasica, 1872 nucleotides long. NCBI's taxonomy places the organism in Eukaryota, Metazoa, Chordata, Actinopteri, Gobiiformes, Gobiidae. The record is from the annotation of a GenBank genome assembly.